This is a messenger RNA of Pocillopora damicornis (cauliflower coral), 1095 nucleotides long. Its product is annotated as sulfiredoxin-1. NCBI's taxonomy places the organism in Eukaryota, Metazoa, Cnidaria, Anthozoa, Scleractinia, Pocilloporidae. The record is from RefSeq and is a predicted model, not a curated record. Gene Ontology annotation, biological process: cellular response to oxidative stress. Gene Ontology annotation, cellular component: cytoplasm. Gene Ontology annotation, molecular function: sulfiredoxin activity.
UUUCUUAAGAGGCUGGUUAUGGUGGGUGGAAUAGGCAGCUACGACCAAGAAAGUAGCCAUACAAAACCUUGCAAACGAAAAUCUUGACACGCAGUAGUAAGGGCUCCUCUAAGCAGCAAUGUUGUAGAUAGCACCCAAAUUUUGUCAGUACGUGUCACUCCCAUAUUUUGCGUUAAUAGAGAAUAGUGUGUAAUGUCUCAGAUCUCCCAGAUAGCUUUUUGAGCCUUUGUGAGUUUACCUCUGACAAAGCCACAGCUUUCUCGUCAAGCUGCAGAUCGACGUGGCCUACAUCAUCACUUCCCUUCUAAACAAAAAUCAUAAUAAAAUUAACUAAUCAUAGUAACCAGUUCUUUUGGCCGAGCAUUGGAAAACUCUCCCCAGGGAACAUCAUGGCCCAAAACUGCUGCGUUCAACUAUGAUACAGAAAUGGCCGCUACGUUUGGUUCAAUCCAAAUUUGCGUUAAUUUGUUGCAUAACUGAGCCAUUUAUGCGAUCAAUGGCUGAAGGAAGCAGUGUGCAUUCAGAUGGAAUCAAAGAAGUCCAUCAGGUACCGAUGAAUGUCAUCAAUCGACCAAUACCUUCUGUGCUUGAAGAAGAAAAAGUGCAGUCUCUAAUGAAAACAAUCCAGGAUGAGAAUGCAAGAUAUUCUGUGCCUCCAAUUGAUGUAUUAUGGAUCAAAGGAAGAUUAGGUGGUGACUAUUUCUACUCAUUUGGGGGAUGCCAUAGGUUUGAAGCUUACAAAAGACUUAACAAGAACACAAUUCCCUGCAAGCUAGUUAAAUCAACAGUGGAAGGCCUUAAGGUUUAUUUAGGAUCUUCUUUGCCAGACCUGAAAUAAGAAUCAGUCUGUAGUGUGUUUUUGUGAACAUGUGUGACUCCACAAUUCUCAGUCAUCUACAAUAAUAGGGCUGGCAAAUAGUGAAAUGUGACAUCUUAGUUUGAAUAUUGUUACCCUUAAAUCUUAAUCACACUUCAGUAGAAAAUAAAAUUAUGUACAUGAAAGGCAUAUAGUCAUGAACUGUAUAGAAAUGGUAUUUUCAAAAUUGUACAUAUUAUUAAGAAUUGUCUUAUAAUUGAAUGACAAUAUUUCAUUAU